AAUCAGGUCACCACCCAACGUGAAAGGCAAAAAAGCUUCUUACUUAACGACCAAGGAAGCAAGGGAAGAAGCCACAGUCGGGCUUUGGUGGACGCAGGGCUGGCAAACCCAAAGUGCGGGUUGACACAGAUAGGGAAAGAAACGAGGAUUGGAGGAGUGGAGGGAAGCAUCUCCUAACGACAGCCACACUUUCCCUGGGUCCCCAAACUUGCCAGUUUCCGUCUCGGAAACUCACAAUUCACGGAGGGCUAGCCUAAAGCCCCGAGCUGCUAAUGGGUGGAGCUCUCUCUUCUCCGCCCCACCUAUGGGAGCUGGCUUCCUCUGCACCUACCGCACCCCUUACUAGCAGCGCUUUACAAUCACCCCAGAUUUUACCACCCCACUUCCCACCCCCAGCAGGUCCAGAUCGUCUGUCCUCUCCUAACUGGACCCUCCUGCUAGGUCUGGCCGCCCUGGGAGAGGCACCGAGAGAAAGUGCCCCUUUCUCCCCUAUAGCUUUGUGGGGAACCCGGGUCCGCGCUCCUUUGCUUUCAUCUUUCCGCCCGCCCUCCUCUGGUCCUGCUGAGCUUCACUCUCUGUAAGGCUCUCCUCCUAAGAGCUGGAGGCAGGGAGAGAAAGCGUGUGUAUUUCUUACUAGUCACGGAGGGGAGAGCCCUGAAGGACAGAGACCCAGCACCACCUCCUCCAAUUUCUCUUCCCAGCUUUCCUUCACUUGGAAAACAGGACACGGACAGAACAUCUAACUUCAAACAGCCAUCAGGGAGGACCGAGGAAAGAGAAAAAAGAAGAGCUUGAUUGGUGAAUAGCCUAGCACUUAGUGGAAGCCCAUUUGCUUGAAGAUCGUGCCCUCUCCCUCUCAAGAAAUUAUCCUGACGCUGCCCACAAAAGCAACACUGAGGAAAGAAGCUAAAGAAUAAGAGAACACGGAAUUUGUAAAGUGAACACUUUACUUGGAACCAAAAUGGUGAGCGAGAGUGAAAGUCACCAUGAGGCCCUGGCAGCCCCCCCAGUGACAACUACUGCACCUGUGCUCCCACAUAAUGUCACCGAACCAGCCACCCCAGGAGAAGGGAAGGAAGAUGCUUUUUCUAAGAUUAAGGAGAAAUUUAUGAAUGAGUUGAAUAAAAUUCCAUUGCCACCAUGGGCCUUAAUAGCCAUAGCCAUAGUCGCAGUCCUCUUAAUCUUGACCUGCUGCUUUUGUAUCUGUAAGAAAUGCUUAUUCAAGAAGAAGAACAAGAAGAAGGGAAAGGAAAAGGGUGGGAAAAAUGCCAUAAACAUGAAAGAUGUGAAGGACUUGGGGAAGACCAUGAAAGAUCAGGAUGAUGAUGCUGAAACUGGCUUGACUGAUGGAGAAGAAAAAGAAGAACCAAAAGAAGAAGAAAAACUAGGAAAACUUCAGUACUCUUUGGAUUAUGACUUCCAGAAUAACCAGCUCUUGGUAGGAAUCAUUCAAGCAGCUGAGCUUCCUGCCCUAGAUAUGGGUGGUACAUCAGAUCCCUACGUGAAAGUGUUCCUGCUGCCUGAUAAGAAGAAGAAAUUUGAGACAAAAGUCCACAGAAAGACUCUUAAUCCUGUCUUCAAUGAGCAAUUUACUUUCAAGGUGCCCUACUCGGAAUUGGGAGGGAAAACUCUGGUGAUGGCAGUCUAUGAUUUUGACCGUUUCUCCAAGCAUGAUAUCAUUGGGGAGUUUAAAGUAGCCAUGAAUACAGUGGACUUUGGCCAUGUGACUGAAGAGUGGAGGGAUUUGCAAAGUGCUGAGAAGGAAGAGCAAGAGAAGUUGGGUGAUAUCUGUUUCUCUCUCCGUUAUGUACCCACUGCUGGCAAGCUGACUGUCGUCAUCCUAGAGGCAAAGAAUCUGAAGAAGAUGGAUGUGGGCGGCUUAUCGGACCCUUAUGUGAAGAUUCACCUGAUGCAGAAUGGCAAAAGACUGAAGAAGAAAAAGACCACGAUUAAGAAGAACACUCUGAAUCCCUACUAUAAUGAGUCAUUCAGCUUUGAAGUCCCCUUCGAGCAAAUCCAGAAAGUGCAAGUUGUGGUAACUGUUUUGGACUAUGACAAGAUUGGCAAGAACGAUGCCAUCGGCAAGGUGUUUGUGGGCUACAACAGCACCGGCGCGGAACUUCGGCAUUGGUCAGACAUGUUGGCCAACCCCAGGCGACCCAUUGCACAGUGGCACACCUUACAGGUUGAGGAGGAGGUGGAUGCCAUGCUUGCCGUCAAGAAAUAAAGGGAACAAAAGAAGCCUUUCUGCAUUUGCCCACCUAGUGCUCUUUAGCCAGUAUCUGUAAAUACCUCAGUAAUAUGGGUCCUUUCAUUUCCAGCCAUGCAUUCCUAACCUAAAUCAGUGGUCCUCUUUUAAUUUGCACAACUUUAAAUGUAGAGAGCCCCCUAAGACCUUUGUCCCCCUACUGCCCCCCAAAUCUACUCUUCUUUUAAGCAAUAUGAUGUGUAGAUAGAGCAUGACGGAAAUUAUUUAUUGUAUCACAUUGUUGUAUAUACCAGUAUGCUAAAAAUUUAUUUCUAGUUUGUGUAUUUGUAUGUCGUACAAGUUUCCUAAUCUGUGUAUAUCUAGAUGUUUUUAAUAAGAUGUUCUAUUUUAAAUUAUGUAAAUUGACUGAGAUAUAGGAGAGCUGAUAAUAUAUAUUAGGGUUAAAUAUUGUAUCGUCUGCAUUCCAGCAAAAAUUCCAACUCGUAAGGCACUAGUACAGUUACAGUGAUAUCUUCUUAAAGGACAACUUAAAUCUGAGCUUUCAACUGAACCAUUCAAAUAACUGGAUAUACUUACAUUGCACACUUGGAGGGGGUAGAUCCUAUUUUGUAGAAUUCCUUCACAGGCAACUUAGCAUGAUCUGAGCAGCUCCACAGCUGACCUCAAGGAAGCGUAGCCACAAGCCAAUAGAGUAUAGCAUUUGUCUGUAAAUACCUUCCAAAGCUGAAAUCCUGGCUUUCCAUUUGCCAGUUGAAGAAGCAGUUGAGUGGGAGAAAUGAUUGCGUAUUCUUGCACCUAGAGUAAAUAACAUGAUAACGGUGUUUGGGGAGUGUGUGUACAUGUAUGUUUGUUGUGGGGAGGGGGGGUUGGGGAAGGGUAAAAGCUGGGAGGAGGGGGAGAAGUCAGCAUUCGUGAAAUGCCUCCUGACCAUCCAAGAAGACGCUCUCCAUUCUCACCUUUAUAUAAAAUGUGCAUCCUGGGGAUUCUGUUGGAGAUUUCCCAUUCGGGAUGAACUCUUAAUGGGUUUGCACAUUAGACUUUAUAACAAAAUAUUUUAUUAUACGAAACCAGGUUAGAAGGAAUGCAGAAUAUUUUUAAACACAGCAAUCUGUGCUUAUUACAUGAACUGACUUUGUGGUCAACAGUAUUGUAAUCCCAUCAAGAAAAAAAAAAAGACGAAAUUUAGCCAUAGUUCUGAAUGCACUUCGAUAAAGCCAAAACAGCUAGUGAUCUUUUUAUAUGCUCUUUUUACUGAAAUGAGUUUUAAUUUGUCCUUUAAAAAAAAAAGAUGAAACAAAACAAAGAACAAGUUCUAGAAAACAGAAGCAAUCUCUUAGUAUAUUAGAUGCUCGUUUCAGGAGGAAUUUUUAAAUGUUUUCAAUGUUAUUAUGUAGUAAUGGCACUAUUAUGAAGCUAUUCGUCAUUCCAUAAGAGUCUUAAAAGACUGCUCUGUGUAUCACUGUGACUGCCGUGUGUGCUUAGAAACCUAGUUUUCUCAGUGGAUAGCAAUCAAUUUAUCCCGUAGUGAUAUUGUUAUAAUACUGCCAUUCCCUUCUAUACUGCACUGCCGGAGGCCCGCGUAGCACCAACAGUUCUAGUUACGAGUGGACCAAUCCAGAACUGAAGAGCUACACAUUGGACAGAAUGGGUGGACCACACAGCAUAUCGUUGAACACUGUGCAAUAUUUCAUACCUUUGCCCACCCUGGUAGGUCAUUGCCUUCCUUCCCAAAAGGGCAAUCUACCAUCUCAUUCUGCAUCGACUCUUUUUCCGCCUCACUUCAGACUUUCUCUCUCCCAAGACCCAAUUUGGGGUUUCCUAGGUCACAGAUAGCAACAAUUCUCUGAAGUGAAAGUUCAUUUUCCGACAAAUCAAAAGCAUCUAACCUUGGCCUCACGUUCCAAAUUAAUUACACCUGUCUUCAUACCAGCAUGUCGUGUUCCUCACUAACUCCAAGGAAAACCAGCUAGGGCUGCUUCAGGCAUUCCCAGCUAUCUCCCGAUGAAUGGAGGAGGUCCUUUCUUUAGUCUUCCUUGAUAAAGGAUGAGAUGGGUCCUUUGGUUAUUCAGCCCAGUCAAGGCAAAAAGCCACCAAACUCUUUGGAACUGGGACAAGCGUAGAAUGAAAAACGAAGAUUGGGGAGGGAGAGGGGACGAUUCUCUCUCCUGACUUUAUCGUCCCUAAGCCAUAUUUCCUUUUCCUUUGUUUCCCACAGAAGAGGCAUCCUAGGAGAAUAAAUAAAUGCCUCUGUAUGUAAGAGAAAAACAAAAUCAAACAGGACUCAUUUUAAUCAAUGUUAAGGGACCAAACCCUACCAAAGAGAGGGACUAGAUCGACUUUUAGAUUGAUGUUUGUGCAUAACACAGAGACUUAAUUCCAUCCUAUCCAGCUUUGAGUUGUUCAUAGAGCAGAACACAGAAACAAGCAGGUUCAAGCUGCCAGAUAAAUACACAUUCUCUAUCGGUUAAGUACUCUUAACGUAUUCUCUUCCAACACUGCCAGACACACUGUUGCCGUAGUAGAAUUGGUUGGUACUCUUUGCCAUCAUGCCCAUGACAGUGACUGAACCUGCUUUGUGACCAAGAUGACCAUCCAUCCUCAGAUAAGCCCCAUGUACCUUUCUGACAAAGCUGUGUAAAGUAUUAGAAAUCUGAUGCUGUAGAGAGAUCCUAGUUGCCUUUUGUGUAUAUUUACUGCCUGCUUGAGUGUUCCUAUAUGUGGGUUUUCUCUGUAUCUCGUAGAAAUGUUGGGGUAUUCUAUCCUGCCAUAACGGCCCGUGGCCCGCGAGCCGACAACUUUAGCUGUAUUUUACCUUCAUUUUUUGACGAGGUGGUUAAAAUUUUGUUUCUCUUUGUGUAGUGAAUCCCACAGUAGUUUUCUGAUUGUUGUUACCAAUGACUUGACCUAUUACACAGAUAUUCAAUAAAAAUGUUUUAUUUCCUGUU
Messenger RNA from Monodelphis domestica (gray short-tailed opossum), 5154 nucleotides. It is a transcript of the gene SYT1, whose product is annotated as synaptotagmin 1. Lineage: Eukaryota; Metazoa; Chordata; Mammalia; Didelphimorphia; Didelphidae. Gene Ontology annotation, molecular function: calcium ion binding; SNARE binding; clathrin binding. The record is from RefSeq and is a predicted model, not a curated record. Gene Ontology annotation, biological process: synaptic vesicle endocytosis; calcium ion-regulated exocytosis of neurotransmitter. Gene Ontology annotation, cellular component: plasma membrane; axon; exocytic vesicle.